Molecule: messenger RNA, 672 nt
Organism: Aspergillus thermomutatus
Lineage: Eukaryota; Fungi; Ascomycota; Eurotiomycetes; Eurotiales; Aspergillaceae
Product: GNAT family N-acetyltransferase
Exons: 2
Coding region: 1-672 (223 amino acids)
Molecular function (GO): acyltransferase activity, transferring groups other than amino-acyl groups
Source: RefSeq, a predicted model, not a curated record
AUGACGAAUGUACGGUACGCCACCGAAGACGACGCGUUUGCGAUUGCAGAACUCAAUGUUAUCUGUUUCAAGCAUGGGCCCCUCCACCGCAAUAUCUUCCGGGAUGUCGACCCGCUAGCCGCGGUCCCCUUGAAACAAUCCCGCUACUACGACAAACUCUCUGACCCCAAGAUACACGUCUUAGUAGCCACGGAUCCGGCUUCAAAUCAAGUUCUGGGCUGCGCGCGGUGGCUGAUCCGGAGUCCCGAGGGGCGCAGCGAGAUGGCGGUGCUAUCGGACGAAGCAAGGGCCAAGGCCGCGCAGACCUUGGAGCUGCGGCCAGCAGGGAUGAAUCUGGCGGUCUACGAGGCAGGCUUGAAAGCGCUGGAGGAGACGAGGAAGAAACACGUGAAGGAGGACGACAUGGUUCUGGAACUUCUGGUGACACAUCCCCAGCAUCAGGGAAAAGGGGUGGGGAAGGCCUUGCUGGACUGGGGAGUGCGAAUCGCGGACGAGAGGAAUGCACGGAUUUAUCUUGAGGCCACGCCGGAAGGGUAUCCGCUGUAUUGCAAGUAUGGAUGGAAGGAUAUUGAGGACCUUGUGAUGGAUUUCUCGUUGUAUGGGGGAGAAGGAAGCGCCAGAUAUGUGGUUAUGACCCGGGAGCCAAACCCGGGGGUAUCGACACUAAACUGA